UAUCUAUAUCUACACAUCAAGAGUUGAAUUAAACCCCAGAAUCUAGAGAUAUCAUAAAACUCUAUUCAAUUCAAGAAAUUUAUAUAUACUUACAAAAACUGUAUCUAUCGCCAGCAACAGCAGCUAUGUAUAAUACUAACAGGGAAGAUGAGCAGUGGAUGAUGUCAGCAGGGGGAGUUGAGUGGAGUCGGUUUGAUGACAAGCUUUUCGAGAAGGCGCUGGUGAUGUUCCCGGAGGAUAUGCCUAAUCGGUGGCAGAAGAUAGCGGAGCAAGUGCCGGGGAAGACGGCGGAGGAUGUUAGGGUUCACUAUGAUGCGUUGUUACAUGAUGUGUUGGAGAUUGAUUCGGGCCGGGUGGAGUUGCCUAAGUAUCCGGAUGAUGGGUUCUUAGGGUUUCAGGAGACGGGGGCCAAUCAGAUCUCGUUUGGAGCCAAAGCCAAGCAGGGGGAUGGGGAUAGGAAGAAGGGGACGCCUUGGACCGAGGAAGAGCACAGAUUAUUUCUUAUUGGACUGGACAGGUAUGGUAAGGGUGAUUGGAGGAGUAUCUCAAGAAAUGUAGUUGUGACGAGGACCCCAACUCAAGUUGCGAGUCAUGCACAAAAAUAUUACCUUCGUCAGAACUCGAUGAAGAAAGAGAGAAAGAGAUCAAGCAUACACGACAUCACAACCAAUGUGGAUACCCAGCCGAUCCCUGCACCAAGUAACUUCACUAACCAAGGAGAUACAAUGGGGUAUCAAAAUGUCAGGCUACCCGUCCUAGAAGAUCAAAUUGGUGGCUGAUAGAAGCUUUGUAGAUAGCAAGUUGCCUUUUCUUAGUAGCAAGGAUAUGUAAAAUAUGCAGUUUCGUGGUUUUUCUUUAUGUGAUUAGGAAAUUUAAUUAGAAAAGGUAGUGUUAUGUGUUGUUUCAAUUUUAUGUAAAACGAAAAAUAUAUGCAUGGGUGGAGGUAUACGUAGUUUAAACUCAGAAAUAGAGAUUCUAGGAUAGAUAUAAAGAAGAAAUGAACUUGAUGAAUACCAUAUAGCCCAAAUUUGUAGUGUUUGAAUAUGGUCCUGAAUUCUUAUUGUACUUGAUUGAAGAUAUAUCAUCAUUUAACUCUA
Daucus carota subsp. sativus is the source of this 1097-nucleotide messenger RNA. Its product is annotated as transcription factor DIVARICATA. Bases 126 to 779 code for a protein of 217 amino acids. NCBI's taxonomy places the organism in Eukaryota, Viridiplantae, Streptophyta, Magnoliopsida, Apiales, Apiaceae. Gene Ontology annotation, molecular function: DNA binding. The transcript has 2 exons. The record is from RefSeq and is a predicted model, not a curated record.